Messenger RNA from Armigeres subalbatus, 2466 nucleotides. RefSeq lists its product as uncharacterized. The transcript has 3 exons. Bases 1 to 2466 code for a protein of 821 amino acids. The record is from RefSeq and is a predicted model, not a curated record. NCBI's taxonomy places the organism in Eukaryota, Metazoa, Arthropoda, Insecta, Diptera, Culicidae.
AUGAAGUCGUCCGAUUUACCGAAUCUGCCGCUGGUAAAUAUCGAACCGUUCGUCAGACUUCUCGAUGAAGCUGAUGCGAAGAAUGCUGAGGAUGCUCUGACUGCCAAGGCGUCAAAUACAGGCACCAUCCCGAAGAUCUUCCCCAAGCUAAUUGGAAAUACUCUUCCCUUUACGAUGUGGCACCGGGAAACUACUAAGUUGCGGAAUAAACAUAUUCGCCAACAGCACCCGAAAGAAGAACAAGAGAAGAGGAAGCGAGAGGAAGAGCUGAUGAUUCAGCUGAAGCGGUCAGAGGAUCAACGAGAGCAGGACAGGCAGCGAAUGCAAGAAAUAGAGGUCGUGUUGAAGAGGCAGCAGGACGUCGAAGAACGGCACCAGAAGGAGGACGACGUAAGGAGGAAACGCGAGCUCGACCUGGUCAACAGAUUGAAGGUUUUCAAGUAUGCCGAGGAGCAGCAGUCGACGAAUGAACAGCACAAACACUGUCCGCAAUCAACCCCACAAGGUUUAGCCGUUAGUAGUCUCCAACCAGCGGCUCCGGAAAACCUGCUUCGUCUACAACGGUCGCUGAAAGGAGCAGCAAAGGACGCGGUCAACAGUUUUCUCCUCCAUCCGUUCACUGUGCCGCAAGUUCUGUCUACGCUCCAGACAUUGUACGGAAGACCUGAACAAAUUGUUCACAAUUUAGAAACCAAAGCUCGGGGUACACCCGCUCCCAAAGCGGAAAGACUGGAGACUAUAAUCCAGUUUGGUUUGACUGUUCAAAAUCUGUGCGGCCACCUGGAAGCAGUGGGCAGCCAUCUUUCCAACCCGAUCCUUCUGCAGGAGCUUGUGGACAAGUUGCCGGCAAACAUUAAAUUCAACUGGGCACUCUAUCAAGAAAGUCUGCCUGUGGUCGACCUGAAAACAUUUAGCGAGUACAUGAGGAAGGUUACGACUGCAACCAGUGGCGUCACCAACUUUUGCAUCACCGGAAGGCCUACGAAGGAUGAAAAGAGCAAAACGAAGGACAAAGCGUUUGUGAAUGCUCAUGCUACCCACGAAGGCAAGGAUUUGGAGCAGAAGGAAUCGGGACGGACUAUUAACUCCGGCGGUCGGCGCGAAGUGGCCAAGAACGAUAAAGCCAAACGAGGCGGAUCAACUAAAAACUGUCCCCUAUGCAAUGUUUACGACCAUACUGCUGCAAGUUGUGCAUCCUUCAAGAAGCUUUCUAUCGACGGUCGGUGGAAUGUUGUCAAGGACAAUAAAUUGUGCCGCCGCUGCCUUGUUUCCCAUAACCGUUGGCCAUGUGAAGGUGAGGUUUGUGGGAUCAAUGAUUGCGAGAAACGCCAUCAUCGCCUUCUCCACUAUGAAGCUCCUAAGAAGCAGCCGGCGAUUUCCACCGAGGCCACUGUCACCAUCCACCGCCAACCGAUUUCGUCAACGUUAUUCAAGAUCCUGCCAGUGACAUUGCACGGAAAGAAUGGCGCAGUGAACACUUAUGCCUUUCUAGAUGAUGGUUCGUGUGCAACACUCGUGGAGCAAACGAUUGCGAACGAACUUGGAGUAACCGGCACAGCCCAUUCUUUGUGUAUUCAUUGGCCAAGUGGAAUCAACAAGAAAAUCGAAACUACGCAAAUAGAUACGCUGAGUAUUUCGGAGCUCGGAAGCGACAAGCGCUUCAGUCUGUCCGAAGUGUACACCGUCAAGAAUCUGGGGUUGCCACAGCAGUCAUUGGAUUUCAAUCAAUUGACAAAGGAGUUCGAGCACCUGCGGCAUCUUCCUGUCAAGAGUUUUGAGAAGGCCGUUCCUGGACUGCUAAUUGGAUUGAGUAACUCGCACCUGCUUACCACAACGAAGCUUCGUGAAGGAAACGAGCGAGAACCAAUCGCUACAAAGACUCGCAUCGGCUGGGUUGUAUGUGGUCGCGUACAAGGGGGAGAACAGCAACUACAACAUCGGCAAAUGCACAUUUGUGCUGAUACGAUCGACCACGAUCUGCACGACUACGAGUUCCCGGACAGUAGAUCGAUGGCCGAGCGUCGCUUAAAGUGUCUCGAGAGACGUCUAGAAAAAGAUCCACAGCUCUACGAAAGCGUAAGACAGCAGAUGGCCGACUUCGAAACGAAAGGUUACGUUCAUGUGGUAACAAAGCAGGAAAUGGAAACAUUUGAUCCAGCGCGUACCUGGUACCUCCCGCUAGGAGUGGUACAGAACCCGAAUAAAUCUGGGAAGGUACGAGUGAUUUGGGAUGCGGCAGCCAAAGUAGGCGGAGUGUCGUUAAACACGAUGCUUCUCAAGGGUCCUGAACUGUUGACCCCGCAGCUGUCCGUUACGUUCAAGACAGGAAGUCGCGUUUUCUGGCGACGAACAAGAAAUGUUCCUGCAAGUCAAAAUCAGAAGGGAAGAUCGAAGCGCUCCACUAUUCGUCUACCGCAAGUCUCCUACACAUACGCAACUGGGUAUCCAACCGAUCAUCAAUCCUAG